Molecule: messenger RNA, 615 nt
Organism: Peronospora matthiolae
Lineage: Eukaryota; Oomycota; Peronosporomycetes; Peronosporales; Peronosporaceae
Source: the annotation of a GenBank genome assembly
AUGUUGGAUGAUGAAGAUGACCAAAGCUUUCACGCUACGCGUGACGGCUACUCCCAUUUGAGCGAUGUCGAAUGGGAUGCGAUUAAACGAAUGGGUUCAACCAUGGGCAUCCAUGCUGUUAGCGUCAUGCUAGAGGCUCUCAAUAGAGAUGCCCAACAUGCUACUAUCGCCAAGUUCAUUCAAAAUGAACUUGACGCUGAACGCGAGAAAGUAGCCUUGCUUCACCAACAAGUUUCUCGACAAGCAGAGUUGUUGAGAGAACAGGGUGCUCAACAGUUUGAACUGUUGAGACAGCAGCAGGCUGCUGCUGGUGGGUCGAUGCACUCGCGUCGACCCGAAACCUUGAAGAUUGACAUCUCCAAGUAUAGGGGAGUCGAAGAAGACUCCCUCGAGAGAUGGUUCGUCGAAUUGGAUGACGCCAUAAGGGCGCGUCGCAUCGACGAUGGGGAUAUGCAAGUUGCAUUUGCUCAGUCAAAUCUGGCAGGACGUGCCAAGACUUGGGCUUUGGGGCUCAAGUUGCAUAUGCGUUUGGGUCGUUGGAAGUCUUCAAGUCGCGGCUCAGACAAACGUUUGAACCGCCUAGAGCUGAUUUCAGAGCUGGAACCGAACUCUUGA